CAUUAAUUUUUAACAACAAUAGCUGGAUAAUAACUGAAAAAAAAUCCAAAAAUGGUUGAUGAAAUUAUCAAUCUUGUUCAGGAUGAUUAAGAAAAAUAAAAAUUGAUCACUUAAUUGCAACAGACUUAACAAUAAUAAGUAAAUUUACAAGUCUCAGAUGUAAAAAUGUAAUUCCAAUUAGUCACCAAAAGUUUUAAAAGCAUAAAUCGACAAAAAAGACCCUAGUUUUUUUUAGAAUAUAUUAACAGCCUUAAGAUGUUGGGAUAAAAAAUAAAAAUGA
This is a messenger RNA of Paramecium sonneborni, 280 nucleotides long. NCBI's taxonomy places the organism in Eukaryota, Ciliophora, Oligohymenophorea, Peniculida, Parameciidae. The record is from the annotation of a GenBank genome assembly.